Diplodia corticola is the source of this 3204-nucleotide messenger RNA. RefSeq names its product leucyl-trna mitochondrial. Gene Ontology annotation, molecular function: leucine-tRNA ligase activity; aminoacyl-tRNA deacylase activity; ATP binding. Gene Ontology annotation, cellular component: mitochondrion. The transcript is spliced from 2 exons. Gene Ontology annotation, biological process: mitochondrial translation; leucyl-tRNA aminoacylation. The record is from RefSeq and is a predicted model, not a curated record. Bases 1 to 3204 code for a protein of 1067 amino acids. NCBI's taxonomy places the organism in Eukaryota, Fungi, Ascomycota, Dothideomycetes, Botryosphaeriales, Botryosphaeriaceae.
AUGAAGCGCCUCAAUGCCGUCGCCGUCGGCCUGCGGCGCCCCGCCGCCGUGCUGCCGCAGCUGAAUCCCCGCCGCGUCUUCCUCCGCACCGCCUUCACCCAGCCCGACCGCGUCGACUUCCAGGCCAUUGACGCGAAAUGGCGCCAGCGCUGGGCAGACGCCGCCUCCACCAAGCCCAAGCCUCUGCCUCACCGGCCCACCGCCUAUGUCCUCCCCAUGUUCCCGUACCCGUCCGGCAUCCUCCAUCUCGGCCAUCUCCGCGUCUAUACCAUCUCCGACGUCCUCGCCCGCUUCAAGCACAUGCAGGGCUACGAUGUGAUACACCCCAUGGGCUGGGACUCGUUCGGUCUGCCUGCUGAGAAUGCGGCUAUCGAGCGAGGCAUUGACCCCGCCGAAUGGACCCUCUCCAACAUUGCCAAGAUGAAGGAGCAGCUGGGAGGAAUGAACGGCCGUUGGGACUGGGAUAGGGAAUUCAUGACCUGUGACCCGUCCUUUUACAAGCACACCCAACGCCUCUUCCUCCUUCUGCACGAGCGCGGUCUGGCAUACCAGGCAAAGUCUCUUGUCAAUUGGGAUCCCGUCGAGAAGACAGUCCUCGCAAAUGAGCAGGUCAAUGCCGAUGGUACCUCGUGGAGAUCCGGCGCCAAGGUUCAGCAAGUCGACCUCAAGCAAUGGUUCCUCCGCAUCACCGACUUCAAGGAACAUCUACUCAACGACCUCGACCUGUUGGCCAAGGACAAUCGCUGGCCGGAACGCGUGCUGUCUAUGCAAAGGAACUGGAUCGGAAAGUCUUCGGGCUCCAAGCUCCGCUUCCAAGUCAAGGCUUCUCAGGGCGACAAGUCUCUUACUGAGGUCGAAGUCUUCACAACUCGUGCAGAUACCCUGUUUGGUGUUCAAUACAUUGCCCUUUCUCUCAAACACCCCCUUGUGUGGGAACUGGCCAAGACGAAUCUCAUUCUGAAGACCUUCUUGGCAAGGGCCAAUGGGUUUUCUCCAGAUUCCAAGGAUGGCUAUCUUCUCCCAGGUGUAUACGCUAUCAACCCGGCAUCCGAAUUCGCCACGCCAGACACCAAGGUCCAGAACCCGCUGCCCGUCUACGUAGCUCCCUAUGUUCUUGAUGACUAUGGAUCCGGAGCCGUCAUGGGUGUGCCCGGCCAUGACUCUCGUGACUUCGCCUUUUGGAAGCAGAACCGGCGUAGUGAGCCCAUCGUGACGGUGGUGACUCCUGAUGGUGUCGACCGAUCAUCUGCUCAAGUGGGGGAUGCCGCCUAUGUUCACAUCCGCAAAGGCAUCCUCACCAGUGCAUGUGGUCCUUUCAAAGGCCUCGACUCGGAUACCGCCAUAGACCGGAUCACGUCCGAGUUGCGCAACAAAGGGCACGAUGCUGAGCCUGUGGAAAACUGGCGGCUCCGCGAUUGGCUGAUCAGCCGUCAGCGGUAUUGGGGAACUCCCAUCCCAAUUAUCCAUUGCAAGUCCUGCGGUCCCGUCCCCGUCCCGGAAUCCGAUUUACCGGUUAAACUUCCCAAGUUGAAGUCGGGCCAGAUUGGUCAAGGCGGUAACCCGUUGGCUGACAUUCCCGAAUUCGUGAACACAAAAUGCCCAAAGUGCAAGCGCAAUGCUACUCGCGAGACGGACACGAUGGACACAUUCAUGGAUUCUUCCUGGUACUCCUUCCGCUUCGCUGACCCGCACAAUGAAAAAUCGCUCGUCGAUCCCAAGAUCGCGGAUGCCCGGCUUCCCGUUGACGUGUACAUUGGUGGCGUCGAGCAUGCCAUUCUCCACCUCCUCUACGCCCGCUUUAUAUCCAAGUUCCUCUCUACUACCCCGCUCUGGCCUAGUGGCGGCGGCCCAGACAACAAGGGGGAGCCUUUCAGAAACCUCAUUACGCAGGGCAUGGUCCAUGGCAAAACUUACACUGACCCAAAGACCGGCCGUUUUCUCAAGCCCGACGAAGUCCAUGAGCCGGUCGGUUCCAAACCAGUCAGCAAGGAGACGGGGAAGGCUGUCCAUGUCAGCUUUGAGAAGAUGUCCAAGAGCAAGUACAAUGGGGUGGAUCCCGCUGAAUGUAUUGCCAAGUACGGCGCCGAUACAACGCGUGCGCACAUGCUUUUCCAAGCUCCCGUCACCGAAGUCCUUGAGUGGGACGAGGCUAAAAUCACCGGCGUUCAGCGAUGGCUGCAGCGCGUCUGGCGUGUCACCCAAUCGGCUGCCAAAUUGCAGAUACCGGAGCAAUUUCACAAUCAGAGGCUCAAGGAUGUGGCCAUCGCCGACGACGUCACCCUGGCCUUGCACCAAACGAUCAAAUCAGUCAGCACCUCCUUGUCGUCGACCUAUUCGCUCAACACCGUCAUCUCGGACCUCACCAAGUUAACCAACACCCUCGAUGAUCUGCACGCGAAGUUCCUCAUGGACAACAUCUGGGACGAUGUAGGCGCGCAGAUGUACUUUGCGCAAGCCUACCACCGCGGCGUCAAAGGGCUCCUCACCAUGCUCGCCCCCAUCUGCCCCGCCUUCGCCGAAGAGUGCUGGGAAAGCCUCCACCUCGCCCUCGCCACCUCGCAGCGCGCCUGGUCCGGCAGCGCCGACGACCCCAUCCUCGCCGCCGCCACCGGCGCGGCCGCCGACCCAACCGCCCCCGCCCCCAUCCACAGCGUCUUCGACCAGCCCUUCCCCUCCCACAGCGACGACCUCAUCGCCGCCCUCUCCAACCGCACCCUCACCGCCGCCGUCCAAGUCAACGGCAAGCUCGUCUUCACCCUCGAGCUCCCCGGGCCGCCGGACCACCUCCUCGCCGCCGACGCCGCCGCCGCCCCCCACCACCACGACGCGACGGACCCCCUCGCCGCCACCGACGCCGCCGCCCUCAACACCGACCGGGACGCCGUCCCCACCAAGCACUUCGCCAAGAAGCCCCUCGAGCGCUGGCUCGCCGCCCACGUCAUGGCCUCGCCCAGGGGGCGCAGGAUGUUCGGGCCCGCCGGCAGAUUCGACCAGCACAACCCGCAGAAGAGGAUCAGGGCGAUGGUGGUCGUCAAGGGCGGCAGGACGGUGAAUUUCGUGCUGACGAAGCUGCCGUUGAAGAAGAUGAAGCAGAUGGCGCAGCAGGAGGUGGUGAGGUAUGAGAUGGAGGAGGCGAAGGAGAGGAGAGAGGAGGAGAGGGAGAGGAAGAUGAGAGAGGAGGAGGAGAGGAAGAAGGGGGAAUGA